Molecule: messenger RNA, 1059 nt
Organism: Cololabis saira (Pacific saury)
Lineage: Eukaryota; Metazoa; Chordata; Actinopteri; Beloniformes; Belonidae
Gene: nxt2
Product: nuclear transport factor 2-like export factor 2
Exons: 4
Coding region: 137-568 (143 amino acids)
Biological process (GO): protein import into nucleus
Cellular component (GO): nuclear pore central transport channel
Source: RefSeq, a predicted model, not a curated record
CAGGAAGUAAAACACGAAACAGGAUGGCCGUGUUAUGGUUGUGAGCUAAAUGAAAAAGAAACACCUUAAGUCCAUAAUUUGAAAUAUUAAUAGUUUUGUGAGGGUGUGUUUUGUUUGGAUACACAUUUAUGUAGACAUGGCGAGCUCACUGGAUUUCCGGACUCAUGCCGACCAAUCAUGCAGAUAUUCGGAGGAAUUUGUCAACAUUUACUACGACUGCAUGGACAAGAAAAGGAGGAACUUGACGCGGCUCUACCUGGACAAGGCGACCUUGGUGUGGAACGGCAAUGCAGUGUCAGGGCACGAUGCUCUGGGCGAGUUUUUUGAGUCUCUCCCAUCAAGCGAGUUCCAGGUUCAAACGCUGGAUUGUCAGCCAGUUCACGAACAAGCAACCCAAGGCCAAACUACCUUGCUUGUUGUGACUGGUGGCAUCGUCAAGUUUGAAGGGAACAAACAGCGUUUCUUCAACCAGAACUUUCUUCUCACCGCUCAGGCUUCACCCAACACUGACCAGCCCGUUUGGAAGAUUGCAAGUGACUGUUUCCGCUUUCAAGACUGGAUUAGCUGAGACUCAUUUUGUGUCUGGUUUCCUUCUAUGUCUGAAUACUCGACGGGAAAUUAUUCUCAAGGCUGAUCUAGGCAUAUGACCACGUUGAUGGAAUUUUUAUAUUUCGUAAAGGAAAUCAUUUGUUAAUCUGUAUCCUUUAUUUUGUACGUCUUGGUCGCUCUUACUGAAUAACCGAGAACGGGGAAAAAAAGUUGAGCGGCAGUAGAUCUGUUUAGGAGUAUUUUUGUUGUUGAUAACCCUUGACUGCGCCGCUCUGUAUGCACACACGUGUUAGUCCAGAUAUAGUUGAGGAAAUCUUCAUUAGACCAUACUGUUUAAUAAUUGGUACUUGUGUUUUUAAUUAGAGAAAAUUGGAUAAAGUAUCUAGGAAUUGUGGCCUUUUAACACAUAUAAACUGCAAUUGGAUGUAUAAAACGUUACUUCAUUAUUUCCUUGAGCAGCAUUCAGAGUCAACAACUCCCUGAGGUCUGAAACAUAAAUGUAAUCCAAAA